This is a messenger RNA of Dracunculus medinensis (Guinea worm), 252 nucleotides long. The record is from the annotation of a GenBank genome assembly. NCBI's taxonomy places the organism in Eukaryota, Metazoa, Nematoda, Chromadorea, Rhabditida, Dracunculidae.
AUGCAAGACUUAGAAGAAAGUCUCGAAAAGCAAUUCACAGUUGAAGGACGAUGUUCAAAUUACAACGGAGAAUGCGAAAAGGACCGAAACAAUACAUGUAUAGACGAACCUGUUAGCAAUAUCUUUGGCAUCAAGCAUUUUAUUAAGAAAUGUUGCUCAUCUGCUGAAUUGUCCAAUGAUUCAAUAUCAGUUAUGAAUUGGAAAACAUUAUUUUCAAUAAUUCCUUUCAUAACAUUUAUGCUGAAUCUAUAA